UCCACUUUUGUGGCGUUGGUAGAUACCGCCGUCACUUGGUGGAAUGGUUGCCCGAGUUGAUGAUGGUGGUGUUAUUGGUGUUAGUGAGCGACCAGAUCACCUAGCAUUUCCAUCGCAGUUGCAGUCGCAAACAGUUCACAAAAUUACUCUUAGCCCUGUUAGCUCGCUGUCAUUAAGUUUGUUUUCUUCGCUUCUUUCGUUUGAAUAAAAUCCCAAGUGUGAAUAAAUUGAACUGGGAUGUAAAAUGAAUUUCCUAGCAAAAGUUUUCGGCAAAUAUAAUUCGAGAAAAGUCUAUGAUAUCGAUUCAAAAUCGUCUUUAACACUUACUUUCAUCCUGCUAUGCGGCGGACUGUUCCAAGCUGUAUUGUCUCAACCAUAUCGAAGCCAUCAACGAUGUUCAACGCGUUUGGAGAAUGCUUUGGAAAACAUGAGACGCCGUAGCUAUCAAACGAAAACUGGUCGUUCGUAUUCGCCACCGCAGUCCCCGUAUGCCUUGUACCACUCACUGUAUGGACAGGAAGACGAUGGGGCAGAUGAUUUCUAUCGUCCAACUGCUAACCGGGGGUAUUAUGCAAAAAACAUCAAUCGCAGCUAUGGCCCAAAUUCCAGAUUAGAUUUUGAUGCGGCGCUCAACACCUACACAAGUGGUCCCCCAUAUCAAUAUCAUACACAAAGGCAACCACACAAAUUGCAAGUAGCUCGAGUGGAUGUUGAAGAUUUGCGAGUUCGAUUACCUUCGGAGAAUGCAGCAAGAUGGGUGGAAAUCGACAAGUGCAAGUUUAGUGCCGAAAACUCGACUCUGGAUACACGACUUAUAUUUCCUGACUUGACAUUGAGCGGCCGGGUUGUGUUGCAGCCCACGGGUGGAAAGUGCAAUAUGAUCCUACGUUUGAGACACGCCGGCAUUGAAUUUCGAACAGUGCCAAUUGGCUUCGACAAAGUCAGUGGCGAAGAGUCAAGACGUGUUGGAACAGCUUCGGUGCGAACAGAUUCACAUUUUGCCGAACCGGGCUUUAUCUCUGUAUUUGCCCAUGGUUGCCAAGGUCCGACUGGAAUUAAAUUAAGACAAAAUUCAAAACGUCGUUACAGCUUUGUCAAUGAAAACCAGAACGAGGUACAGGGUCCUUCUUUGCAUGUAACACCGCAAUCCCAGUUAACACCCGGUAUAAUAUUCGAUAUUAGAAGUGAAGGUUAUAUACCCCCAAAUAUGCGAGAUGAAGAUUUGGCGUGGACGGAUGCCAAUUCGCAAGAGCUCUUCGAUCCAAAUGGAGAUAACUUCUACCGGCGACAAUUUCGAAGCAAACGCAGCGCUUAUGGUCGGCGGCAGGGCAGACAUACGUUGAGUGAUCGUUUGCGUGAUGAAAUGAAUUUUAACGAUGACAUACUCAAAGUGUCCGAUGAAAAUGUCCAACAUUUGCUGGAACCUGAUGCCCGGGCAUUUGCCGAUAUUUUCUCUAAUGGCAAUGAUGGAAACGGUAUGUUUGGUGAUCACGAUGAGGUUAAUGAUGCCUUCAGAGAUGAACUAGAGAAGUUAUUCUCAAUGGGUGUCCGUGGUCUUUUGACAACAUAUAUGCAAAGAGCCUUGCAGCCGGCCAUCAAGGAGACACUGAUGGAAAACAUGGGCUACACUAUAAGCUAUGGAUGAAUGCAUCUCCUUGUGGCAAUGAGUAUGCACGGGAAUGUAUAAACAUAUAAGUAAAUUAUAAGUCUAAACCAAAAUUUUAAAUUAAUUAUUUAUUUUAUAUUCUUUUGAAAUCAUGGAACAAUGUUCAAAUCCUA
This is a messenger RNA of Stomoxys calcitrans (stable fly), 1779 nucleotides long. RefSeq lists its product as uncharacterized. Bases 245 to 1645 code for a protein of 466 amino acids. The record is from RefSeq and is a predicted model, not a curated record. The transcript is spliced from 3 exons. NCBI's taxonomy places the organism in Eukaryota, Metazoa, Arthropoda, Insecta, Diptera, Muscidae.